GGAACGCGGAGCGCAUGCCCGCCCGGCUGCACCCACGCCUGCGCACGACGCGUUUCUACGUUAUAAAUUGUAGCCAUACAUUUUCUAUUACAUGUUCCUUUAGAAUAUUGUUUAAAGCCGAUAGUGAUUCCUCUAAAACCAACAUGAAAGAAAUUUAAAAAUCAGACCGAAGAAAUUUAUUGUGUAUCUGAUGUGCAACCGCGUCGGUAUAGUCUUAUCGUUGCUUCUUUUUUUGUCCCUCGAAUCCAGGGAUUGUUCCGCGAGUUCACAAUAUGAUGCCGUCAAUAAAAUAUCUCUCAAUACCGUUCAAGGAUGGGCAGUUAAACUUGGAACGGAACUUUAUCAUUUUGGCGAAUUCAUCACCAGAAAAAAGGAAGUUCAAGACAGUUUUAAAUCAGCUCAAAUCGAAUCAAGAGAUGGAGAAAAGCUGGUACAGAGUAUGGCCGAUGAUAUUCGAGGCAUGAUGGAACUUAAAAUAAGUGCUGUAAAACGUAUAGUAGAAGCCGCCGAAAAUAUGGCGUUUGAUAAACAAAAUGAACCUGUACCUGAAGAUUAUCAAUUCUAUAAUAGUAAAGAAAUGGAAGAUUUAUACGAAGACCUAUCAAUGACUACGACGCCUGAACCAGAAUUUAAUAUGGAGAAUUGGAUUAUACGACCUCCAUCGAAGAAUGCCCACUUACUUCAGAAUCCACACUUUUCAAAUAUACCAGUCAACAUAAAUUUUAGUAGCGUUCACGUACCGACAAAUGUUUAUGCGUGGGCGACUGAAGUAAUUAAAGGUAUUCAUUGGUCAGAAGGAUUAGAUACACAUUUCAUGAACAAUUACCAAAGUGAUCCGACAUUAUCAUGGCAGUAUUUUGGUAGUUCAACUGGAUUCAUGAGACACUAUCCCGCAAUGAAGUGGCGUGCAGAUCCAGUUGAUAUUUACGAUUGUCGGACAAGAGCUUGGUAUAUGGAAGCGGCUGCCAGUCCCAAAGAUGUAGUUAUCUUAGUAGAUAGAAGCGGAUCUAUGACUGGACAAAGAAGAGAUAUAGCUAAACAUGUAGUAACAAAUAUUUUGGAUACAUUAGGAAAUAAUGAUUUUGUCAGCGUCAUGACAUUUGCUGACACCGUAGAAGAAAUUGUACCAUGUUUCGAAGAUUCCUUAGUGCAAGCGACAUUAGCAAAUCUGCGGGAACUCAAACUUGCUUUGGACAAUUUCGAAACAAACGAAAUAGCAAAUUUCUCUGCAGCGUUAACAAGGGCCUUCGAACUUCUUGAAAUUUACAGAAACAAUAGCGGUGGCGCCAACUGCAAUCAGGCUAUAAUGCUUGUUACGGAUGGCGUUCCCUAUAACUAUAAGGAACUAUACGAGAGAUAUAAUUGGAAAUACGACACUCCAGUAAGGGUGUUCACGUACCUGAUAGGUCGCGAGGUAAAGGUGGCUGACGUAAGAGAGGUGAAGUGGAUGGCCUGUGCUAAUAGGGGAUACUACGUGCAUCUAAGUACGUUAGCUGAAGUACGGGAGAGAGUGCUGGAACACGUGAACGUGCUCGCUCGACCUUUGGUACUGCAGAGGGAGAAGCAUCCAGUUGUAUGGACACCAGUUUACGCGAAUGUGACGGAUCCAAAAGUAGCAGAUUACUUGUGGGAGCAGCGGGAAAGAGCAGAACAGAAGGAACGUUUUAUGAGCCAACGCCGGGAUAAAGUGCUGUUCAACUCUGAAAAAGAACAAAAUCGUAGAUGGAAAAUAACGCAGAUGAAGCAGGGUCAGUAUAGUGAACUUGGAAAUUCACGGUACCAACUUAUGACUUCAGUAUCAAUGCCGGUUUACGAUUUGCGACACAACGAGAACAUCACAGAGAAUGUACUGAUAAAUGAAGCUUACUGGGUAUCCGUUACGAAAGAGUCCGUAGAGGAGAACGGCCAGAGAGAGAUGAGAAUUGCUAGGUUAUUAGGCGUCGCUGGGACCGAUGUCCCGCUAUCGGAAAUACAAGCCUUGAUGACACCCUACAAGGUAGGAGUGAAUGGAUAUGCUUUCAUGGUUACAAAUAACGGAUACAUAUUAAUACACCCGGACUUGAGACCAGUGUUUCAGCAAAUCUUGAAACCUAGUUACAACAGCGUGGACAUGAUAGAGGUGGAAUUAUUCGAUGACGAUAGAAGUCCGAGAAAUUUCAGCAAAGAGCUUACUGCACUCAGGAAAGAAAUAAUUGACCAGAAAACUGGAAAUAAAGCAAUGAAUGUAAAAUAUCAUAUGGAUGACAUGAAAAGAGUCGGUCGCGGUAAGAAGCACUACUACUGGACGGGCAUCAGCGACUCACCGUUCACUCUAGUGGUGACCAUUCCGGAGAACUACGGCCGGCACCGCAUCACGCCGCCACCCACUGACGACAUACACAGACUCUCACUCACCUCCAAGAACAUAUCUGCCCUGCAAUACCUGUCUGACAACUGGAGCGUUCAUCCUGAUUGGCUUUACUGUCGCCACUACGAGCGAACCUUCUCAACACCUGAAGAGGAAUUGCUAUACUUCCUAGAAAGAGUAGCAAAACCGGGGUGGAGAUGGCCAGCAAAACCGAGACCUCCUGAGCAUCAUAAGAACAAAGGCCACGAACGGCAUAACGAAGGAACCCUAGAAGCACGCGAGAGGAAAUCAUCCAACCCACCUCCACGUAAUGAAUAUUACUGUGACCACGGGCUGAUGCAAGCUCUUGUGUACGACGCGAGGAACACAGCAUGGUUUAACAAAAGCAUUUCAGAAUCAGCAUCAGAUGAGAAAGCCCCUUUGACAAAAGUGAUUGGACUCCUACCAAGAGCGGAAUUCAUUCAGCGGUUCGGUUACAUCGUGGCGUUCCUGGCGACGCACAGCGGCCUCACUCGCUGGCAAAUGCAUCCGCCAAAGGAACACAAUGACAAGCCGCAAUUCGGGAAGCAGUGGCCGCGUGCGAUCGACGAGGUGUGGUACCGGCGCGCGGUGGAGCAACACGGCGUGGACCCUCUGAGUUAUGUGUACAGCGUCGACAUGAGCACCGACAGAUCACCACUCAACGUGAGCGCGGCGGUGGUGACGGCGGCGCACGCGGUGUUCCACGGUGAUGGCCACCGGAAGGCCCCGGCUGCUGUCGUCGGCUUCCAGUUCAAACACGAACGCCUCAGCGAGUGGUUCGAGAAUAUCACUUCGUCGUGCGAACACAACAAGUGCGUCACUUGCAUGAACAACAACUGGGAGUGCUACUUGGUGGAUAACAACGGAUGGGUGAUUGUCAGCAAGGAAACCAAACACACCGGACAGUUCUUUGGAAAGAUACGUCCCGACAUCAUGAUGAAGUUGGUAGAGGACGAAGUAUUCAAAACGGUCCACAUCGUUGACUAUCAAGCGGUCUGCUUCAGGGAGAAGAAGACGACAAAUCCAGCGACUAUGCUACUGACGCCGCUGGAAAAUCUUCGUCUGAUCAUGGUAUGGAUACUAAGCACGACAAUGUGGUUCUACAACUCUAUCACGGUAGGCCUCAGCCAGGCCUCGAGUUACCCGUUCGACUAUGAGUAUGUUACACCCACUGUUGCGUACCAGAACUACGAAAACGACGACGAAACGGACGACCCGAACGUAUCGAAACCACCACCGAGGAUCCUAGAACGAGACUUCGAGAAGCUGGUCUUAAUAAACCGAACGAGGCCGACACCUUGCGACCGGGAGAUGUAUCUCUACCAGUUGGACUACAAGAAUUUGGAUGAGAAGCUCAACAAACCGGCUAAGGAGUGCGAGAGACCGUUCUACGCUCAGGUCGUGAACUACACCAAUAUGUUGCUGGUGGUCGUAGACGCGCUCUGUUCGGUGAAGGAGGGGGUCAUGCUACCGUCGAUAGACGCGACCGAAGUUCAGUACAAUGAGUCGCUGCCCUGCUUGAAGCACAUGCAUCCGCUGUACAGAAAACAACCUACGUCGUGUAUAAGAAAUCAUACGGAGGAAAGCAACGUUCAAAUGUGCGGUCGCGGCUGCCUGAUACAACAGAGUAUAAUUUUAAUUAUUUCCUGUCUGAUUUUAGUACUCAAUUUAUUUACAUAAUUGACUGUUUAUAAAUGAUUAUACUUGAUAGAUAUAUUUCAGAUUUAUUAUGUAGUUAGUUAAAAAAAAAAUAUAUCCAGCGGGGACCCCUGUUAUCCUAGUCGAUUAUUUUAAAAUGAAGUAUGGCAAGAUUAAAUAAUAACUCUAAAAAAAUUGUUGUUGAGACUGUUUAAAACCUAUCCAGGUUAAAGGUACAGACUAUCUACAAAGUUGACUACACAUUACACAAUCUUGUCGCACUUCUAUAAUGAAACAUGUCAUUUUAGCAUAUCAAAUUCCAAAAACUUAUCAAAUAAAAUAUUUUACUAAUGUAAUACAUUUUUAUAUAUCUUAUUGUAUAAUUUUAUUCUGAGGUGCCACAAAGCAAAACGCUAUGUUCAUAUCAAAUAAAAUUAAUCUUAAAAUUUAUUAGUAAGAAUGUCAGUUUCUACUUUUGUUAUAUUUUGUAAAUCAAUAUAAUAUGUUUAAAAUGUUAAGCUGUGCACAUACUGUACCUGACAAGUUACCCUGUACUGUACGGGUAAACCAAGUCAAGUAGGCUUCAGCCAAGUUCGGAAACCUUCUCAAGUUUCCAAAAAUUUGUGCUACAAUUUACCUAUUAAAACUGUAUAGCCUGUCAGGUAUGUAUGGUUAGCAUUAUAAUUUAUGGUAAAGUAAAUAUUUCCGUCCUGGUAACAUUGUUGUGCUUAGCUGGGAUUGGAAUCAUUUAUCUAAAUUGCAAAUUUUUAUUUAAAACAAAUCAAAGUAAUAGGUGUUAUGUUACUUCAGUUACAUAGUCUAAUUGUUAGUUGGAUGUGAUUUUAGUUUUUAUCAGAAACAUGUUAAGUACAAAUAAAUACUCUAUUGUGAACA
Messenger RNA from Aricia agestis (brown argus), 4900 nucleotides. It is a transcript of the gene stj, whose product is annotated as voltage-dependent calcium channel subunit alpha-2/delta-3. The transcript has 29 exons. Gene Ontology annotation, molecular function: voltage-gated calcium channel activity. The record is from RefSeq and is a predicted model, not a curated record. Bases 191 to 4048 code for a protein of 1285 amino acids. NCBI's taxonomy places the organism in Eukaryota, Metazoa, Arthropoda, Insecta, Lepidoptera, Lycaenidae. Gene Ontology annotation, cellular component: voltage-gated calcium channel complex.